Messenger RNA from Xyrauchen texanus (razorback sucker), 3130 nucleotides. It is a transcript of the gene rftn2, whose product is annotated as raftlin family member 2. The record is from RefSeq and is a predicted model, not a curated record. The transcript has 9 exons. Lineage: Eukaryota; Metazoa; Chordata; Actinopteri; Cypriniformes; Catostomidae. The coding region runs from base 326 to 1636 and encodes 436 amino acids.
UUUGGGGAGACUGUAUGGGGUGACAUUUUCAGGGGGCUUUAGUGGUUAUUUAAUUCUCAAUUAAAACUGCAGAAAGUGUUUGUUCUUUCAGUCUCAAACUUCUCACAGCUGGACUUCGUGAUCCUUGCUUGUUCAUUUAGGCUUGAGCAGUUUUCUUAAAGGGGAUCGGACACAGGCAUCAUCCUCGGUUUUGUGCCACUCCCAAAGGAUUAAACUGUUGGAAUAUGGAGCAAUACCACUAAGCACAAGAGCGGGAGUCCUAAGCGUGUGUGGCCGACUGGGUCGCCCCGUGUCCAGCUUUGCGUAUACAGGAGGUCCCGCUAUUAUGGGAUGCGGACUACGGAAACUGGAGGAACCGGAGGACAGCAGCCCGGGGAAAAUCUACUCCACUUUAAAAAGACCACAGGUCGAAACCAAAACAGACUCCGUGUACGAGUAUGUGCUUCUGGACUUCAGUUUGGAAGGCAGUCGGCCUACAGUGCUGUAUCUGUCCUCGCUGUGUGAGCUUCCUCAUGCCCUGAAGUCCUACUACACACAGGGCUACGUAUUGGCUGCCCUGCAUCCCAUCAUUCUUUCUGUGGGCCGGACCCGCUCCCUGCCCUGCAGCCUACUCUACCGGGCUAUCCUGGUCCGCCCACGAUCCAGUAAGCAUGCAAUGCCACUGAUUGACAGUGUGCCAGUGUUAAGCGUGGAAGAGUGGCCACUGCCAGGAGAAUCUCUGACCAGUGACACAGUGAGACUGUUCAUAGACCGGGUAAACAGCUAUGUCAGGGGUGGUGUGAGGUUUGUGGGGUCACUGCUCCAGCAGGCUGGAGGAGGGGGCUGUAAUGGUAGAGUGCCCAGUCCCAGAAGAGGCUGCCGUUCCCCACCCCGCACACCACCUCGCACGCCACCUGAGGGAGAUCUAGAGGGCUGUGGGUACAGCCCAGACCUGACACUGUUGGUGCUGUUUCACUCCUGGGCUCCGGGCUAUGCACCACUAGAUGCUCUUGCCUGCUGUUACCACCAGGGGGCAGUAUCUUUGAGGGUCUCCAGGAAGGGCCAGGUUGUAAGUGCCCUGGAAGCUGAUUGGCUGGAAUUGACUGCGGCGUACUACCGCAAGGGCUGGUCAUUGGUCGACUCCUUCAUAUACUGGGACUCACCAAAAGGUGAACCAGUGCCCAGGUCUCUAGAGGGACUGUUUGUAUAUGAGGAGAAAAGCACAGCUCCACCUGCCAAUGACACUAUUGUAGUGGAACAGUGGACAGUUAUAGAGGGUUCAGAUGUCAAGACCGACUAUGGUCCUCUACUCCACACAUUAGCAGAGUUUGGCUGGCUGCUUACCUGUGUGCUGCCCACCCCCAUUAUUCGCCAUGACAGUGAACGGAAUCUCGCCACCAAGCAAGUGGUAUUCCUGCAAAGACCUGUCAAAGGCCAAUCAGUACAACACCACAACCAGGGAUCUACGCGACGAGAGGUGUCCAGUCACUCUGUUAGUCGAGGCAUGGUGGAACCACACAAAGAGUUGUCGUCUCCAUGUUCAGGGAGUAUUGGCGGUUUCCCCGUGUUUGGAGGGGGGUAUCCCAGUGUGCUCACUCAUUUAGAGGAGGGAGGAUUUGAGCCUGAAGAUGGCGCUGCAGAGGUAACCUGUAUGUGAUGGGCCAAUUCAAAGACUUCUAGAAUCUUCACCCUAAUAUGGAGAGCCUUUGAUUGGUUAAGACCUGCAGAAGUGCCCUACCACAUCUCCUGGGGAGAAAAAAUGUGUAUCCCUGUAUUAGAGUCGGACUUCAAAGCACUUUUAAUUUCUUGCAAGUGAUUUUGUAUUUUUUUUUCAAAGCCAUAAUGUAUUGUAAAGAUCAGUUUUAUUAGACUCUUUUAUUCCUUUUUAUUUGAAAGCCCAAUGUGCACAAUCCUCCUGUUUAGACAUAUAGUACCACAAAACGUCACUGAAAUUCACACUUAUUUACCACAAAUACCACAGCAGUAUUUCACAGCACUAGCACAAACACAGCACUAGCACAGUUCCAGUUCAUGUCACUUUUGUCACAAUAUCACCAAGACAUUGAUAUGGAAAAUCCUCUUUUCAUUUUGUUUUUCUCUUCAUUUUCCUGUUUUGUUCCACAAUUUUUUUCAUUUUACACGUCACUUGUUCGUUCUAACAUCUUCAAUGGUUCAGGGUGGAAAACACAGCAACUGAGUGUCCAAAGAGCACCUCUAUAGGAUGUGGAAGUUUAUUUGGUUUUCAGAUUUGGGACAUACUUACAUUUGUGCUGAAAUUCACCAGGCCUUGGAGUCAUGGCAACAGGAAUUUAUGUGAAGAAACAGCAUUUAUGUGAAGAAAGUCAGGCACUGUGGAAAUGUACACGCACUGUAAUUCUACAGUGCUACAGCCUAGUCGGCUUACACUUCGCUGGAGUGGACCCGAUGUACUAAGCCAAUACUAAACAGAACUAAAACUACGUAAAUGUGGUCAUUUUGUGUGUCGGAUCAGUGCCAGGAGAUCAAAUGGUGCUAGAGUUGAAUUUCCAAGUUAUUCUGCUGAGGAAUUUCUUUGAAAUUGUCACUUGUGCAUUUUUAUUUUGUGUUAUUCAAAAGGGAAAGGCAGAUUUGCAUCUUAAGUAAAAAUGUUAUUGCAUUACUAAAUAACAGCUAUGGGGACUACAAGCAGGGUACUUUUUUGUUUAGGUAACAGUAUAAUCUUAUUGUAUUUCUCAACUUGGUCAAAUUUACGAUUGACCAGGUGUGAUUUUUUUAAAUUUAACUGCAAAAUGACUGUGCAGCUUGUGGCACUGUAUUCAUUAUAUAGUACAAUUUUAACUGAGUAAAGCGUUAACCUGGUGUAGUACUUACUUUCCAGAGACUGUUUAUGUUGCCUUUACAAUGUUUCAACCUCUUUGAGGAAUGGCAGAUCACGAUAUGCACAUAUUUUGUUUAGCUUGCAAAUCAGAUAUCACACUGCUGUAAAUGUUCUAAAUAAGCCAUGGAGAACAGAAUGAGAUUGUUGCCUCACUCCAGAAGCUGAGCUCAGAUGUUUUAUAUUAUACUCUAAUAUGCCAGAACUGUUCAGUAUUAUUUACCAGUUGUAGUAUUGGAAGAUUUAUACAUAGUUCUACAUUGUUUUUUGUAAUAUUUUAUUAAAUGUGGUUUUUAC